UGCACAAGGACAAGCAGCCCUGCAGGAACAGGGUCUCCCCUGCUGCUGCUGGCCUUACUGACUGCAGUCACCAAAACCAAGGUGUUCAGCUGAUGUGAGCUGGCUCAGGUGCUGCAGGAAGAGGGGCUGGACGGCCACAGGGGCUACAGCCUUGCCAACUGGCUCUGCAUGGCUUUUUACAAGAGCACCUUCAACACAGCAACUCAGAGCAUCAAAGCGGAUGGCAGUGCUGACUACGGCAUCUUCCAGAUCAGCAGCCAGCUCUGGUGCACCAAUGACCGCAGCCCCUCGAAUAACCGCUGCAGGAUGGCUUGCAGGGAUCUGCUAUGGAGUAACGUAACUGAUUACAUCAUCUGCGCCAAAAGACUUGUGAGAAACCUACAAGGAAUGAAUGCCUGGGAGGGCUGCGCAAUGCACUGCAAGGGAUGAGACCUGCCUGAGUGGGUGGAAGGAUGUGACCUGUGA
This is a messenger RNA of Cariama cristata (Red-legged seriema), 465 nucleotides long. RefSeq names its product lysozyme C, milk isozyme-like. The record is from RefSeq and is a predicted model, not a curated record. Lineage: Eukaryota; Metazoa; Chordata; Aves; Cariamiformes; Cariamidae. Gene Ontology annotation, molecular function: lysozyme activity. The annotation marks the transcript as partial. The transcript is spliced from 4 exons.